This is a messenger RNA of Syzygium oleosum, 1176 nucleotides long. RefSeq lists its product as uncharacterized. The record is from RefSeq and is a predicted model, not a curated record. The coding region runs from base 143 to 814 and encodes 223 amino acids. Lineage: Eukaryota; Viridiplantae; Streptophyta; Magnoliopsida; Myrtales; Myrtaceae. The transcript has 2 exons.
AAAAGGCUGGAUCUUUUCAAACCCACCACCGUUAUUCAAAGUUCAAACUCCUCUCAAGUCUCAACCCAAUUCGCAAGAAAGAAGCAAGAGAUUCUCAACCCAUUUUGGCAAGAAAACAUCCAUCCAUCGCGACCUCUCUUCCAUGGCCAAGCUCUACAACAAGAAAGGCAAGGUCCACCCGUCGCCGCCCUCCGUCGCGGACCAGCUGGCCCUCCUCCCCGCGGCGAUCCUGACCCUCGCGGCGGCCCUCGCGCCCGGCGACCGUGAAGUCCUGGCCUACCUCAUCUCGUGCUCCAACCACACUACUAGCCGCCGGGGAGUCGGGAGCGACGGCCGCAAGAACGGGGAGCACGAAUUUCCCGGCGAGGGGGACCACCCCCCGAUGUUCCAGUGCGGCUGCUUCCGGUGCUACAAGAGCUUCUGGUCGCGCUGGGACGCGUCGCCGAACCGCCAGGCGAUCCACGAGAUCAUCGACGCGUACGAGGACGGGCUGUUCCGGAGCAGAGGGAAGGGCUCGAACGCGAAGAAGAAGAAGCAAAGGAAGGGCCGGAACAGGGUUGCCGAUUGCGGUGACGACAGAGCCACGGCGGAAAGAACCGCAACCGCGGAGGACGAAUCGGGCGAGCAGGGGAUCGGCGGCGGCGGCGGCGACGACGAAGCGGAGGCGGCGGCUGCGGCGGCCGGUGGCGGCGCCGGAGAUGGGGAGGCGGGAUCGGAGAGGGGGGCGGUGAGGAAGAUCGCCAGUUUCAUCGGGGAGAGAAUCUGGGGUGCUUGGAACAGGGAAAAUGGGGAACGGUCAAUAUUCUGCAGCUAGCGUUGUUCAACCGCAGAGGACCAGAAAGAAGGCUCGCGGUCGUUUCUUUCGGUCGGAAAAGUUGACUGUUGUGGCAUGAAGGAUGGCUAGGGCGAGGGGGAAGAGUUAGUUCCCACUUGUUUUUUUUUUUUUUAACUUUAUAACUGGUAAUUGCGAAAAAGUUCCAGAAAAUCGACUAGACUAGCUCACGGGCCCGAAGGAAAGAUGUGAAGUAACUAUGGAGGCCGAUGUUGCAUAAAUGUCUGGUUCAUCGGAUAUUGAUGCCAUCUAGACUUCCCUGUUGGAAAAGAUAAAGUAUUUUGCGUGGUGGAUACACCAUGUUAUAGUGAUGAAAUGUCAUCUUACUUUGCGCCUUGUGUGUA